Messenger RNA from Saccharomyces eubayanus, 390 nucleotides. RefSeq names its product Vtc1p (gene VTC1). The record is from RefSeq and is a predicted model, not a curated record. Lineage: Eukaryota; Fungi; Ascomycota; Saccharomycetes; Saccharomycetales; Saccharomycetaceae. The coding region runs from base 1 to 390 and encodes 129 amino acids. The transcript has a single exon. Gene Ontology annotation, cellular component: vacuolar transporter chaperone complex; fungal-type vacuole membrane.
AUGUCUUCAGCACCAUUAUUGCAGAGAACACCUGGAAAGAAGAUUGCUUUACCCACAAGAGUGGAACCUAAAGUCUUCUUUGCCAAUGAACGUACCUUUUUGUCAUGGUUAAACUUCACAGUGAUGCUGGGUGGGCUUGGUGUAGGUUUACUGAAUUUCGGUGAUAAAAUAGGUAGGGUCAGUGCUGGAUUAUUUACAUUUGUUGCCAUGGGCACAAUGAUAUACGCACUUGUGACAUACCAUUGGAGAGCCGCCGCAAUCAGACGUAGAGGUUCAGGUCCUUACGACGACAGAUUGGGGCCUACUUUGUUAUGCUUUUUCCUACUAGUCGCUGUCAUUAUUAACUUUAUAUUAAGAUUGAAGUACAAUGAUGCCAAAGUUAAAUUAUGA